Klebsormidium nitens is the source of this 1510-nucleotide messenger RNA. The record is from the annotation of a GenBank genome assembly. Lineage: Eukaryota; Viridiplantae; Streptophyta; Klebsormidiophyceae; Klebsormidiales; Klebsormidiaceae.
UGACUAAUCAGGUGUGCGUUUACUUUGAAGGCUCCGUGCAUACUGGACAUCGAAUUCUAGGAGGUCACGUCUUGGCACCACCUCUCUCUAGCUAGAACGACGGAAACAAUUUGUUCUUUGCAAAUGGCCCAGCUUUUCCCCAGCGUCUUCGUUAUGCAUCGCGCCGGAAACUGUGGCAGCUUGGUAGCCUUUGGGUCUCAAUGCAUCGCUUCUAAGGACUCAGCAGAAGUUCUGCAAUUCCUUAUAUGUAGCACGAGCGCUGAUAGCUCUGAUUGAGAGAUUGCAGCUGAAGCUUUGAUCUAGUUGGAUUCUUCAGUGAGCUGGAAGCUGCGCAUAUCAAAUAACAGCGGCAGAAAGAGGUGUUUUCGCUCAGGGCUGGAUUGAAGUUGAAGCGAAGCAGGUUUGGUGGCUACAAAUUAAGAUGGCUAGUGAACUGCUCAUAAGCUAUUUUUCUCACGAGGGCGACUUGAAAGUGUUUCUGAAAGGCUUGGGAAUGCUCGCUACGGGCCUCAUGAGCGUCACUGGACUUCGAAGAUACCUUAGCUUGCAGGAAGAAGAAAGACUAAUUGAGCGAGAAGAUAUUAUCGAGGCUUUCGAAAGCAUCAGAAAUACUUCGACGAGCAGAUUUAUUUCUCUGCCACAAAGUCAAGUCUAUCCAAACCAGGCUGAGAUUCGGACACAAAUACGGGUGGACGCAUCUGUAUUUCUUGAGCGGGAAGACCUUGUUGAGAGACUUGAGGAUGAGUAUGGAGUUUUCAUAAUCGUUCAGUCCCCGUUCUGUGGGAUGAAGGACAAUACCAGACAGGUGACGAUCCUGGGAAGCACGCGAGAAGUCCACAACCAGAUCAUCGGCCGAGUCGCCAAGGAAGAGCUGAAGCGGAGUGUGGAAGCUCAACUGGAAAAGCUUGCCUUUAUCCAGACUCAGAAAGACUUAGAGCAGCAAGCGCAGCUUGGGCAGAGCGUUCUGAUAUUGCCUUCUACCUGGAAGAGAGGUGUCGGCAGCAAAGUAGGAAAAGCUGAGUUGGUCGCGCUGGCAAAGGGUUCAGAAGAGUGGCGCUUUUGCUUCGACGCUUUCUACAAGAGCAGCAGAAGCAAUAUUUUCACUAUCACGGGGAUUGAGCGUGUACAGAACGAGGAGCUCUGGACUCACUACUCGCUGCACAAGCGAAUGCUUGGAAACGAGAAGUGGCUAUUCCACGGAACGAAGCAGAUAAACGCGAAGGCUAUCUGUACUCAAGGAUUCAAUCGAUCAUACGCUGGCAGCCACGGAACUUCCUACGGCGAGGGCACAUACUUCGCGGGCGGUUCCUUCUAUGCCUCAUACUACUCGUGUUGUGCUGGUAGCAGAGAGCUGAGGGGUGCAACAAACACGUACUGCAUGUUUGUGGCCCAAGUUCUUGUUGGGGACUUUACGCAGGGCGCAUCGGGCAUGAAGGAACCCCCUCGGAAGACAGGAGACGCGGCAGGCGGAAUGGUUGGGGCCGAGUCACGGCGGGCUGCGCUGAUCUAA